Monascus purpureus is the source of this 2574-nucleotide messenger RNA. The record is from the annotation of a GenBank genome assembly. Lineage: Eukaryota; Fungi; Ascomycota; Eurotiomycetes; Eurotiales; Aspergillaceae.
GCAGCUUGAACCACACUACAGUACAGUGUCUACCCAUCCUGCUAUUACACAAAUACACCACUUGCUGCACUGGCGUGCUACACUCCAACUUCCAGUCUCAACUCUACACAGCUUAUGUGACAGAUGGUUGUUGGCCCAAGUAAAGCACACCCAUUGACGUCUAGUUACAUUAUUAUUGUAGAACGCAGACUGAAACUAGCUCCAAGCUGCAUUGAUGCUACUAAAUCCUACGUUCUACUGGCAGUCCACCACUACCGGCGUCCCUCGUAUUGCAUUGGCCGUUUCACCCUCCCACUACGGUCCAUUUACUGGCACUGUCGGCAAUCACCCCAAUCAAGAACACUCCUCAUCGUUGAGGAACCGGAGGCCAGCAAGCUUCCGGAACAGAAAAUAGGGCACGUGUCGGUCUAUAUCACAACACAUACUGUGAGAGGCCCUUGGUUAUAUGCACUUAUACAGCUGACAUUCACUUUGUCCAGCUUGUCCACGAUGGCCGCUGUGGCGUCUGGGUCGGCAGUGGACAGCAAUAACGGGCCGGAGAAAGAGCGCAAUCUAGGCCAUAGCCCUUCUCGCUUUACAGCAGUGAACGAGAAGGAUACUUCAACAUCUGGAGGGAGUGCCCCUAUUGCUAGGCCAGACAAUACACCCAACGGUGAUCGUCAGGUUGAUACACAAAAUUGUGAGAGGCGAGAAAGCACCAUCCCAGUUGGCCAGGGCGAAGGUGAUACAGGGUCCGAGAUUGAUCGCGACGAUAGACUACCUUCAUCGAAGCCAUCUCUGCAUAGCACUCUUAACACUAAUAAGAGCAAACGAAAAAGGUCGCAGUCGUAUGAACCGCAGCGAUCUCAGCGAUCCUACCAAAAUGCCACUGUACUCCGGAGUCCCGUCUCUCACCCAGACGAAAGUCUAGAUUUGCAAGCGCAAUCCACCACGCCCGUAGUACCCCACGAGGACGAGCACCCGAAGAACCCACCUGCGCCAUGCCACUCACAUGCAGACGAGAAUGGGGAUUCUCGGACCCCAUCGACAAGUGGUCCGUGGCACGAGUAUGAUGCGCAGCUGGUUAACCAAGCACAAUGCGCACAGCAGAUCGACGCUUCUGAUGCGCAACUCGUGGAGGCACUUCAGCGUGAUGUCCACUCUCACGAUACCAUUCAAAAGAACUGGGGAACUGUUAAUCGUAGGGCAGAUGGAUCAACGAUGGGGGAUCAACUCCCAUCAUUAUCCGCAUAUGCUCAAGAGCCACCACAGACUACAGCGCAGGUUGCCCCAAAACGGAAACGUGUAUUUAGCAAUAGAACCAAGACAGGCUGCAUGACUUGUCGAAGGCGAAAGAAAAAGUGUGAUGAGCAGCACCCAGCAUGUAAUAAUUGCAUUCGGGGAGGUUUCAUCUGUGAGGGCUACUCAUCACGAAGUACAUGGCAGAAACCAUCAAGUGCAAAAAUUCCUUUGCAAUCAAAAGACGGCUUUCCGGAUGUGAGCAAUCAGUAUGUACAUGGGAUAGCCCAGCAGCAUGAUCGACAGCCGAAUACCGCAGAGCAAUCCGAACCUGGCAAGAUGAGACCGAUUAUUGUUGAAGAUAGUGACCGCACUGCGGUGCAGUACAACACGAGCCCAACCGGUGUUAACUCCAGUCGGGGAUCGUGGCCAAAAAGGAGCUGGUCAGGCGGAGGCCAUUCUAGUUAUGUGUCAGAACAUAUUGCCAAAUCAGAACACCGAGAAGUUCCACCAAUACACGAACUGUCCCGAGAGGGUCCCCCAAAAUCCGAUUAUCAAGUUGUUCCGCCAAUUCGAGAGCUCUCGCAUGGAGGGCACCCGAAACCAGGAAUGGCGCUCUUCCAGGGCGGAGUUGAUCAACGGCCGAUUCAUUCUACUAGCAUGGACACUGGUAGUCCACGAGCCCAAGCUAGGAUGGCUCUUAGCAUUGAACAUCAAUUGUCCAACCAUGCAGUCUCUAAUGAAGAGACGGAAAAGGAAAAAAUGAUACAUGGGGAGCUAUAUCGGCCUUUCGAUGCGCAACUAGUGGAGGAAAGAGAGCGAUGUAAAGCUGCUCUAUGGCGUUUCAACAACGCUUGUAAUCCAAUUUCCGGCCUGAGCGCAAAGGAACAAAAUCGUUUACUAAAGGAGGUUUUUGUUCCAUCCAAUCCAGUGGCCGGUUCUCCAUCUGCUGUAGGGUCGCCCCGGGCAGGGUCCAUUGGACAAGGUGUUGUCGUUGAGGCUCCUUUCAGUUGCCAUUACGGGUACAAUAUUCACAUUGGUGAAGAUGUUAUGAUUUCAGCAAAUUGCCUUUUCGUUGACGACUGUGGUGUCAGCGUCGGGGCUCAUACCUGGAUAGGUCCAAAUGUCACAAUACUUAGUUCUAUGGCGCAUGCAAAUAUGCAAGAACGAAAAGGGUCCCAAAGUCGAUAUCAGGGCCGCCCUGUUACCAUCGAAGAAGACUGCUUCGUUGGUGCAGGUUGCACCAUUUACCCCGGAGUUCGUUUGCGACGUGGAGCAUAUGUGGCACCGGGCGAAGUCGUCAAGUCUGACAUCGUGGCCUAUGGGUUCCAAGGCCUUAAGCCAAACUAUAUGUGA